AAAUAACGCCUCGCGUUGGAGAAAAACGGCGUUUUAUAUUCGCUAAAAGUGUUUGUUUGUCGCGGUCGCCGUCGUGGUGGUGGUCAGGUUUCGGCGGAGGAGCCGGGGUUGGUUACUUUCCGUCCCGUUAGCUGGCCGCGUAGCUCGCCUGCUUGCCAUCCACGGCGAUUUCUGCCGAGAAAACAACUGAAUUCUGGAAACAUGGAGUCAAGGAGCGUCGCGCCGUGCUAACCCGACUCCGCUGGAUGCUCUUUCCCCCGUGGAGACUUUGUGAAGGACAACACCACGGAGACGUUUUCCGCUUGCCAGUCAACAUUCACGCCGUGUUGUGUGCGUGUGUUUGUGUAUGUUUUAGUCGUUGGCUGGCUCCGGGACUUUUGCUUAGUUUGCACUCGAAACAAGAGCAUACGAAGCAAAGUUUUUUUUUUCUUCUUUCUUUUUUUUUUUUUUUUUUUUUUUGCUGAAAGAGCUCCUCUGUUUUUGUUAGCUGGCGAGAUUCAAAGCCAGCCAGCUUUCCGUGAGAAGGAUUUUUCUAUAAAAAAAAACGAAAAAAAGGAAACAUUGUGCUUUAUUUGACCCUACCGUCGAACCGUUUCAGGCUCGUUGUAGCUGACGUCCUACACCGGUACAACGUUAGCUGCAGUUGUUGCUAAUUUGUAACGCCGCGUCGCUUAAAAACUGGGUAUCGACCUCCUUCCCAUGGUCACGGGAGAGUCCUCUCCACGGCCACGGGCUGGCAUUUCUGAGAACGAGGGAUACCAAAUGGGACUGGCGGAGUCUCCGGCGACUUAAAGAGAUCUUUUUAGGAACCGAGCCGGGUCGCGGGGGGCCAAGGUGUCGGUUACAUCGCAGCACACGCAUCGCGUCCACGUUUCACUCUGGGAUGUGAAUGCAGAGGAUUCACUCGCAGAGUUCACACAUGCACGACAACUUGUGCUAGCUGACGCAGUGUAUUUAUUAUUUUUGCCCCAACAUUUUGUUUACAGUCAUCCGACUGCACAGCUAAUAACGACCCCCCCCCCCUUCCCGCCCCACUUCCCCUCGAUGCACUGUCGACUUCUUGCUGUUUGAUUUAACAGCCAAUAGUAUUUUUUUUUCUUUUUCGGACGUGCCCUUCAACAACCUAACUGAGUCCUGCGAAUAAUCCACCUUCAACACCAUAAUCGAGAUCCCUGCCUACUUCAGACUUAUGCCACAGAAGGACGCUCCGGGAAAUCGCCUCAUCACGCUCUGGAAAAUGCUAAUAGGAUAUCAUUUGCUGCAAAUCUAGAACCGGAAGCCCAAUGAGUGACACACAGUCCAGCUUCACUGACAGGUUUCCCAAGAAAGCAAACAGAACCAGCAGUAUUCUCAGUAAAGACCACCCCCCGGACAAGAAACCCAAAAGUGACAAAACCUCACUUCCCUCCAAUGAGUUUGACCCUACAGAAGCUCUGGUGUUGCAGAGGAGUGGCAGCAGCAGUGUGCUAGCAGAGGGGAAGCCCGAGUCCUGUGGUCUGGUUCAACGAUGUGUAAUCAUCCAGAAAGAUGAAAAUGGCUUCGGGCUCACUGUCAGUGGUGACAACCCAGUGUUUGUGCAGCUUGUCAAAGAAGAUGGGGCUGCUAUGCGGGCAGGUGUUCAGACAGGAGAUAGGAUCAUCAAGGUUAACGGGACCCUUGUCACACAUUCAAAUCACAUUGAGGUGGUGAAACUUAUCAAAUCGGGCUCCUAUGUGGCCCUCACGGUGUUGGGGCGUCCUCCGGGGCUCGCCCAGAUCCCUUUGUCUGAAGCGGAGUCUGAAAUGCUGGGGGUUAGCAUUUCCUCUCCAAACUCCCCAGCAGCAGAACGCCCCUACAGUCCUCUGGACCGCCUCUCCUUCACUCAACCAUCAUGGGAUGAGAGUAGCAGUGUCUGCAACCAGAGGGUUGACAUGUUUCAAAGUAGGCUCACGAAAGGGCAGCAGGAGCUACAGGCCAUGAAGGAGGAGUACAGCAGGAACCCCUCCCCCAAACUACUGAAAAACAUCCAUGAAGCGAAGAAACACAUUCCUCAGCUGCAGGGUCAGCUUUUCAAGGCCACUGGGGCAACACAGGAAGCUUUUCCAGGUGGAGAUGCAGAUGGCAUGUUUGAAACCGAGCACUCUAAGGGAGACAACAGUAACGAUCUGUCCUGGAGCAGCUCUCCUAUAUCUCGUGUAUUUGGCCCUGGAUCUCCAGAGAGCCUUUACCCAAGAGAGUCAUCCUGCCACAGCCCAAAGAGCACUCCCAGAAACAGCUUCAACUCCUGCCACUCUCCAGAGGCAGAGGACGCCACCGAUCUGGAUUGUCUUUCCCCUUCCACGGUCAGCAGUCCCUCUUCCUCAUCCCGCCUUGUCUCGCAAAUCAUUGGGGCUGAGGAUGACUAUUUUUAUUCAGACCAGGAGCAGACAAAUGGCCAGUGUAACAGCUUUAACAACAUGGAGCAGCUCAAGUCUCGGCCCGCCCACCUCGCCGCCUUCCUUCACCAUGUCAUCUCUCAGUUCGACGCUGCUCCUGUGCUGUGCUACCUCUACGCUGACUUCUACAAGCAGACCAACUCCAAAGAGACCAGACGGGUGUUCAUGGACCUGCACACCUUUUUCAUUGACCGUGGAGCAAAUUUGAAAGUUGCUGUCCCUGAAUCCAUCUCUAAUGAUCUCGACCGCCGGCGGACAGAACUGAUCCCCGAGGAAAUAAACAGACAACAUGUUCAAACGCUGCAGGAGUCUCUGCUCCCUGACAUCCAGAAGAACCUUGAAGAUUUCAGGCAGAAGCGCAGUAUGGGCCUAACUGUGGCCGAAGUGGAGCUGGCGAGACUGGACCAAGAGCGAGUCAGAGACCGUGUCGCUCUGGAGAGAGAGCGCUCAUAUGCGGAAAACAUCAUCACUAAGAUAGAGGACAUCCUGUUAACUACUCAUCCCACAGAAGAAGAGAAAUGCACUACAAUGCAGUAUGUCAUCUAUACAUACAUGAAGCACCUUGGUGUGAGGGUGAAGGAACCUCGAAGUCUGGAGUCCAAACGUGUCAGGAUCAACUUUCUUCCCAAAAUCAAGAAAAGCAUCAAGACAGAAAAGGAAGGAGAAGAGAAGGUGAAGAAACCCAGAUUUCCAAGUAUCCUUGGACCACAGCGUCGGCCCAGCCGCAUUGAAGCAGCUUCUGUCGGUAAAGCUUUAGAUGGUCGCCCCCGGCCGCAGAAACAGUUGUCUCAACCCUCACUGGGGGCAAGUGAUCACGUGGAAUCUGGUCGUCUAAGAGGCAGCCAAUCCAGCGAGGGCUCUGAACUCACACACUCCAUGUCUAUCAACAAUUCAACGGGGAACAGCGCGACCUACAGCUCAGACGCCAGCCGAGACAGCGAUACGGUUGGGACUCCAACCUCAGGCCCGUCCAGGCUGAGUGACGGUCUUCAGAUCGACCCCCUCGACGGGUUACCGUACCCUGCUUCGCAUUUCGACCUUUACAGCCUGGACCAACUGCAGGAGGAUGACAGAGAGAGCGACAGAGCCCAAGAGGGUACGCCGAAAGCCAUAAGAAGGCUUGAGGGGCUGGGUGCAGCUGACGUCCAGAGUGAAGACGACCAGGGAACUGACUCUGAGCACGACCCUCCGAAUUGGCAGCAGCUGGUGGGGCGAGAGAUCCUGGCGGGUCUCAGGACUCAGGAAAUCAAGAGACAGGAGGUCAUCAAUGAGCUGUUUUAUACAGAGCGUGCACAUGUAAGGAUGCUGAAGGUUCUGGACCACGUUUUCUACCAGAAGCUCUCUAAAGAGGCCAUCCUGCCUCCUGCUGAUAUCAAGAACAUCUUCACCAACCUGGAUGAGAUUCUACAGCUGCAUGUUUCAAUACUGGAACAAAUGGCAGCUGUUCGGAAGAGAAAUGAGUCUUCGGUAAUUGAUCAGAUUGGAGACGACUUGCUCUCCUGGUUCAGCGACGGAGAGGAGGAGGAGAUCAAGAAGGCGGUGGGGACGUUCUGCAGCAAUCAGCCGUUUGCUCUUGAGAUCAUCAAGACCAAGCAGAAGAAAGACUCGAGGUUCACUUCGUUCGUCCAGGAGGCAGAGAGUAACCGACUGUGUCGCCGACUGCAGCUGAAGGACAUCAUUCCUGUAGAGAUGCAGCGGCUCACCAAGUACCCCCUGCUACUAGAGAACAUCGCCAAGUACACAGACAACGCAGUGGAGAAGGACAAAGUGAAGCAGGCAGCCGACUGCUGUCGAAAGAUUCUCAAUCACGUCAACCAGGCAGUUAAGGAAUCUGAGGACAAGCAGAGGUUGGAGGACUAUCAGAGAAGAUUGGACCUCUCCUCUCUGAAGCAGACAGACAACCCUAUGAUCCUGGAGCUAAAAAAUUUGGAUUUAACCAAAAGAACGAUGGUGCAUGAGGGACCGCUGUCAUGGAAAGUGAACAAGGACAAGACUAUUGAGUUGUACACCCUCCUGCUGCAGGACAUCUUGGUUCUGCUGCAGAAACAAGAUGAACGUCUGAUACUGAAGUGUUACAGUAAAAACCUGGUGGGCCCCGCGGAUAACAAACAUAUCUUCAGCCCCAUCAUCAAGCUCAACACUGUGCUGAUUCGCUCUGUGGCCACAGACAACAAAUCCUUCUUCGUCCUAUCGAUGUCAGAGAACGGAGCCCAGAUCUACGAGCUGAUGGCGCCCACAGUCUCAGAUCAGAGAACGUGGCAGCGUCUCAUCACCCAGAGAGCUGAUGCCAUCAAAGUAAAGCCUCACAGCGUCAUACCAUUACCUCAGACUGAUGGGGACAGAGACGGCGUGGAGAUCAUCACAGCAGGUGUUUCGAGGUCGAGUCGAGAUCCCGACCGCACGUCCACAGGCAGCACACAGUCCACAGAUAAAGAGAGCAGUCCGGCUCCGAGAAGUGUGACCCAGACUUCUCUACCGGGUAGCAAUCCAUUUGAGGAAAUUAAGGCAGAGGAAGAGGAGGAGGAAGGAUUCGUGGACCCAGAGUUUCCUUUCCAAGCGGCCGAGGAUGGCAAAGAAGGAGACUCGUUUGACUUGUUUCCCUCCAGAGCAGACGAAGCGCUGAAAACACUGGCAGCGUUGAAGCAGGUGCUGGUGACCCAGCUGAUGUCCCAGGAGGCUUUGGAGCAAACCAAACGCUCCACAGGGGUGCGUCUCCUCAGGACCACCUCCCUGCGGACGCCAGUGGACAGCCGCACUCGGGUGAUGGUGCACAACGGCUCCGAUAAGACAGAGGAACCUACUCAGGACCUGGGCUCUGGGGACACGGGCUUCUUUGACUCUCCGGAAGAUUUUGGAGGGUUAUUAGUGCUAGAGGGUUACGGCGCCCCGGGCGAGAGCAGCACCGAUGAUGACAUCCUGGCAUCAACCACAGGAAAGCAGCUGAGAUCCUCACAAGGCUGCGCUGCCGACUCCGGCAUCAACUUGCGCUUCUCCUCAACGUCACAGGCCGGCAGCCUCUCCUCUUUUAGCAGACAGGUCUUGUCUUACCUUAGAAACCUUCAGGCCAACCUCAACUACCUGAAGGAGGUUGAGGCCAAAUACAACAAUCUAACACGCCAAAGGCCAGAGACGUCAGCAGCAGACACGGAUGGGAACAAAGAUAAGAGAUAAUGGAAGACAGCCCCGCAGCUUUUGGCUCUGGUCCCAAAGAGGAAGUAGCGACUUGUGGGCUGUUCCUACUUCUUGAGUCCUGGACAUUCUGGACAUCCUAUAAGCUUGUCCUCUCACUGCUGAGCCCCUUGUUUUUUUUUAUCAACCCUCGCCCACAGUUGCCACAGAGAAUGAAAGACUGAGUGUGAGCAGAAACGUUUGAAGGGUGGAGUCAUCUUUGUGAUACCUUCCAUCAGCACAAGGCAAUCAGGAAAGGGUGAUUGCCCCCAAAACCUCACCCCUCUACCAUACAUCACUCAUUUUCUCAAGACCUUCCUGCAAGAAAAAGAGAACUUAUACCAAAAUGUACAAAGAUGUGUGUUCUAGAAUAUAUAUAUGUGUGUGUGUAUAUAUAAAUAUAUAUAUAUAUAUACACAUAUAUAUGAAACACAAAACAAGAAAAGGAAAAUUUUAAGAUAAUGUAUUAAGAUUUUUUUAUCCCAAGAUGUAUUUAUUUUCUUUCUUUUCAUUUAAAAAAAAACAAAACAAAAAGUGUUUCCAACAUAGCUUGCAUGCCUUUGGCCAUGGUGUUACUGUUUUGGCUGCUUUUCCUGUUUCAGUCAACCAGGGUUAGUGUGAGUGUUGGGUGCACACUAGCACACAAGCACGCUAGUCUAGCGUACCCUGAUGAAAUGGCAGGAUUUAUUCCGAAUUAUAGAGGCCAGAAUUGCACUGGUAGAUCCCUUUGUGUUUAAAAAAAAAUGUGUUAAAGUCUAGAAUUUCAGAUAAAUUCUAGUUGUGGUGUUAACUAGAAUGAAGAGUCUGAAGGCUCUGAUCUGGUCCUGUUGCGUUUUUCGUGCUGCCUCUUUCCCUCCUCCUCCUCCUCCUCCUCCUCACUGAGGGGCAUUUUGCCUCUUCUGCUAUGCGUGUGACCCUCCCCCUUCUUUUUCCUGUCAACACUUACGGGUGUCAUCCUCUUUUUCCUCACAGCGCAGUGUCUUUCAUGCUUAUUUAUCCCCUCCCACACGUCAUACUUCUUCAUUUGCAUUCAGGUAUCUUGCCCCGUUCUCCCCCCUCUACAAGGAGCGCUCGUGCUCUUUCUGUAUCAGCUUCUGACAGGAAUGCAGCUGCUUUCUGCUUUCCCGGCGAUACUCAUCUGACUGCCUGAUAUUCUAAUAAUGUCAUGAAGUUCAACAUAUGUACAAUUAUCAAGUUGGAAGGUUAUGCAUAACUUUAAUAAAUAAAUGGUGCCAUGACACAUUGAAAAAGGAAAACUUGCUUUUUUUUCCACAUUUAUGCUUUUAUGUGCAGUUGAUUUUUUUUAAUUUAAUAACAUAAAAAGGUGUUCUGUGUAACCUUUUUCUUGUACAGAACUAAUUGAAUGACAAUUUAAGUGAUGGAGAAAAGAUUGAACACUAUUUAUUCACUUAAAACAGGAGAAAGCUCAAGGACACGUGAGCAUUAGUCAUGAUGGAUAAUUAAGUGUAAAAAAAAGCAUAUUCAUGAAUUAUUCAAUGAGUUAUGUCCGUAUAUUUAAACCUAACAUUGUCCACUGGUCAUAAUAUAUCUGCAUACUGACCUCUUGUCCUUAGCUGUGUACAUUUCUCAUAUGUCAGUAUGAUUAUUUUGCCUUCUGAUGAAGGGUCACCUCCAUAGGAUUUAAUGUUAAGCGUUUUUUUUUUUUUACGGGAGUCAUUGGUACCAAUUCAUUCAUCCCGUAACAUUUUGGGCAGUUACGCAGAACAAUGUUCCGGUCCACCUGGAUGUCAAAUGAAUAUUCACUCACAUUUAACCUGUAUUUUUUUUUUUUUUGUCCCCAUGAACUGUUAACUAUGAGGAAAUCAAUCUGUCUCUCAACUGUGUUUACCACCUAGCGAGCUGUUAAUUGCAAAUAAAAGUUUGGUGCUCUGAAAUGA
Molecule: messenger RNA, 7480 nt
Organism: Pungitius pungitius (ninespine stickleback)
Lineage: Eukaryota; Metazoa; Chordata; Actinopteri; Perciformes; Gasterosteidae
Gene: arhgef12a
Product: Rho guanine nucleotide exchange factor (GEF) 12a
Exons: 41
Coding region: 1284-5585 (1433 amino acids)
Biological process (GO): intracellular signal transduction; G protein-coupled receptor signaling pathway
Cellular component (GO): cytoplasm
Molecular function (GO): G protein-coupled receptor binding; guanyl-nucleotide exchange factor activity
Source: RefSeq, a predicted model, not a curated record